GGUGGGCUCGGAGAAGUCUUGCUGGCUGGAACCUGCUCUGGGGCGGUGGCGGUGGGGACGGCCCCAGCGUUCUGUGACAGCCCUGCCUGCUUCCCCUCGUCCUCUCCCGGCUUGCGGCGACCGGCCACAGCUGCAGCGGGCCCGGGGCCUGGAUUUUUUGACACGCCUCGGACAUGAGCCCCACACAGUGGGACUUCCCUGUGGAAUUAUGUUGUCGGCCUAUGGCUUUUGUUACUCUUACGGGCCUGGACGUAGUUUAUAAUGCUGUCCAUCGAGCCGUCUGGGAUGCUUUCUGUGCCAAUCGGAGGGCUGAUCGGGUACCAAUUUCUUUCAAGGUGCUCCCAGGAGACCAUGAGUAUCCCAAAUGUAGACCCAAGAGAACGUCCUAUGAGUGGUACAUUCCUAAAGGCAUCUUAAAGACAGGUUGGAUGAAUAAACAUCUGAAUCUGGUGCCAGCCCUGGUGGUCGUGUUCUAUGAGCUGGACUGGGAUGAGCCUCAGUGGAAAGAAAAGCAGUCCGAGUGCGCUACCAGAGUGGAAAUAGUCAGGCAAAGUUUACAAGGGAGAAACACAAAAGUUGCAGUGGUUCUGAUUCAGAAGAAAACGCCUUUGCCCCCAGGAGAAGAUGUCAUUGCUUCAGAAAGGGCUGCAGCUUUAUGCAAUGCGUGCGAACUCUCAGGAAAGUCUUUGUUUGUGCUGCCCCACACUGACCACCUUGUGGGUUAUAUUAUAAGGUUAGAAAAUGCCUUUUAUGAACAUGCACAGACUUAUUACUACACUGAGAUCAGAAGAGUGAAAUCUCAUAAGGAAUUUUUGAAUAAAACAACACACCAGCUUUUAUUUGUUAGACAUCAGUUCAAGAUAGCUUUCUUCAGUGAGUUGAAACAAGAUACACAAAAUGCUCUGAAGAAUUAUAGGACCGCCUAUAAUCUGGUACAUGAAUUGAGAGCCCAUGAAACAAAUAUUCUGGAAAUUAAGACUAUGGCAGGAUUUAUAAACUACAAGAUCUGUAGGCUGUGUUUUCAGCACAACACCCCAUUAGAUGCAAUUGCUCAGUUCCGGAAACACGUCGACUUGUGUAAGAAAAAAAUCGGAAGUGCAGAGUUGUCUUUUGAGCAUGCUGCAUGGAUGGCUAAACAAUUCCAGGCCUUUGGAGAUUUAUUUGAUGAAGCUAUUAAGUUAGGGUUGACGGCUAUUCAAACUCAGAAUCCUGGUUUCUAUUACCAGCAGGCAGCGUACUAUGCCCAGGAGCGGAAGCAGCUUGCAAAAACCCUCUGCAGCCACGAAGCCUCUGUAACGUAUCCCAAUCCUGAUCCCUUAGAAACGCAGACAGGCCUUCUCGACUUUUACGGACAAAGAUCAUGGCGACAAGGAAUACUAAGUUUUGAUCUUUCUGAUCCUGAAAAAGAGAAAGUGGGCAUUCUUGCCAUUCAGCUGAAGGAGAGAAGUGUUGUUCACUCUGAAAUAAUAAUAACUCUUCUGAGCAAUGCUGUUGCACAAUUUAAGAAGUAUAAAUGUCCCAGAAUGAAAAGUCAUCUAAUGGUUCAAAUGGGAGAGGAAUAUUAUUAUGCAAAGGAUUAUACCAAAGCUUUGAAGUUGCUGGAUUACGUGCUGUGUGAUUAUCGGAGUGAGGGCUGGUGGAGCCUACUCACAUCCAUACUGACGACGGCUCUGAAGUGCUCCUACCUCAUGGCCCAGUUAAAAGAUUACGUUACCUAUUCCCUCGAACUCCUUGGAAGAGCUUCAACUCUGAAAGAUGACCAGAAAUCUCGGAUAGAAAAGAACCUCAUAAAUGUUUUAAUGAAUGAAAGUCCUGAUCCUGAACCGGACUGUGAUAUCUUGGCUGUGAAAACGGCCCAGAAGCUGUGGGCAGACCGAGUGUCUCUGGCCGGCAGCAAUGUUGUCACAAUAGGAGUACAGGACUUUGUGCCGUUUGUUCAAUGCAAAGCCAAGUUCCACGCCCCGAGUUUUCACGUUGAUGUUCCUGUGCACUUCGAUAUUUAUCUGAAGGCUGAUUGUCCACAUCCCAUUAGGUUUUCUAAGCUCUGUGUCAGCUUUAAUAAUCAGGAAUAUAACCAGUUUUGUGUCAUCGAAGAAGCUUCCAAAGCGAGUGAAGUUUUAGAAAAUUUGACUCAGGGAAAGAUGUGCUUAGUUCCUGGUAAAACAAGGAAGUUUUUAUUUAAAUUUGUUGCAAAAACUGAAGAUGUGGGAAAGAAAAUUGAGAUUACUUCCGUGGAUCUGGUUCUGGGCAGUGAGACGGGAAGAUGCGUGGUUUUAAACUGGCAGGGAGGAGGAGGAGACGCUGCCUCCUCCCAAGAAGCCUUGCAGGCCUCGCGGUCUUUCAAAAGACGGCCAAAGCUGCCAGCCAGCGAGCUGCACUGGGACAGCAUAGUCAUUCAGGCCAGCACAAUGAUCAUUUCCAGAGUUCCAAACAUUUCUGUCCAUCUGCGGCACGACCCUCCCGCCCUGACUAAUGAAAUGUAUUGUUUGGUUGUGACUGUUCAGUCCCACGAAAAGACCGAAAUCAGAGAUGUGAAGCUCACCGCUGGUUUAAAACCUGGCCAGGAUGCCAAUUUAACUCAGAAGACUCAGGUGACCCUCCGUGGAACAGAACUGUGCGAUGAGUCCUACCCAGCUUUACUCACUGACAUUCCUGUCGGAGACCUACGCCCAGGGGAGCAGCUGGAAAAAAUGCUAUAUGUUCGCUGUGGAACAGUGGGUUCGAGAAUGUUUCUCGUGUAUGUCUCUUACCUGAUCAAUACAACUAUUGAAGAAAAGGAAAUUGUUUGCAAGUGUCACAAGGAUGAAACUGUAACAAUAGAAACCGUCUUUCCAUUUGACGUUGCAGUUAAAUUUGUUUCGACAAAGUUUGAGCACCUGGAAAGGGUCUAUGCUGACAUCCCCUUUCUGCUGAUGACGGACCUUUUAAGUGCCUCUCCCUGGGCGCUCACUAUUGUGUCCAGUGAGCUGCAGCUGGCUCCUUCUAUGACCGCAGUGGACCAGCUGGAGUCCCAGCUGGACAAAGUUGUCUUACAGACUGGAGAGAGCGCUAGUGAAUGCUUUUGUCUUCGGUGCCCAUCUGUUGGAAAUGUUGAAGGUGGAGUAGCAACUGGGCAUUAUAUUAUCUCCUGGAAGAGGACUUCAGCCAUGGAAAACAUCCCUGUCAUCAGUACUGUCAUCACUCUGCCACAUGUGAUUGUAGAAAAUAUCCCUCUGCAUGUGAACGCAGAUCUGCCGUCGUUUGGGCGUGUCAGAGAAUCCUUACCUGUGAGGUAUCACCUGCAGAAUAAGACUAACUUAGUGCAAGAUGUGGAGGUUUCUGUGGAGCCCAGCGAUGCCUUCAUGUUCUCAGGCCUUAAACAGAUUCGAUUACGUAUUCUGCCUGGCACAGAACAGGAAAUGUUGUAUAAUUUCUAUCCGCUAAUGGCUGGAUACCAGCAGCUGCCAUCGCUCAACAUCAACUUGCUGAGAUUUCCUAACUUCACCAAUCAGCUGCUCAGGCGCUUUAUACCCACCAGUAUUUUUGUAAAGCCACAGGGUCGACUGAUGGAUGACACCUCCAUUGCCGCUGCGUGAUGGGCAAGACCAGCCCUUGGCGGUUCUUCCAGAGAAGCCGAGAGAGCUGUGUACGUUUCUUAUUGUGAACUGUAGCUUUGAUCAUGGUAAAAGUUAAUCUUUUCUAUUUUUUAAUGGAUGUUAUACCAACUGUUCAGAGGAACUCGUGCUUAAAAUAUUAGGAAAAUCUAUCCUCUCUUAUAGUUUCACUAAUAAAUAUUUGAAAUCUGUCAGUGUGACAUGAAAGGAUGUCAGAUCACUGUUAUUGUUGAUCAUUUUACGAAUAGUCAGUUAGUCGGUGAUUUGCAUGUGCAAUAUCAGAGGAUGAUUAAGCAUCUCAACUGGGACUGGACACGGAGAGGAAAAGCUGCCCAGGGAAGUUCUCACCCCCCGUGUCUCCUUCAGACUCGGCCAAACUUCCUCGUAAAGGCAAUGUGUGCUCAGAAUACAUCACAACGACUUGUAAGCAACUGUAUGACUGAUACAGAAAACUUCCAGAAGGUUCUAAUUAAAGCAAUUUAAGUUGUCUAAAAAGUAUCUGUGCUUACCGUCAAAACAUGUCACAUAGGUUCAGCUCAGAGCCAAAAUGGGGAUCAUUUGUGAAGCAGGUUUCUCUUUGUAAGUGUGUUAACGAGAUCUUCACCUGCAAGGUUCUGGUUGCAAGGACUUGACUAUAAGCAUAAUUUCCUACACUAAAAGUUUUUGAAAGAGAUGCAAGGUCUAAAGAAGGGCUUUUAGUUGUGCUGUGCAGUUUCAAAAGAACUAUUUAAAACUCUUGAAAAUUCUUGUAAAUAAAAAUCAUACUAUGAAAAUUUUCUUUGUUCAAAUAUCUUAAUUUAAAACUACUUUAUUUCCUGGAAAAUUUUAUUAUUUAAAGCUGUAGGAGUUGUAAAAAGGAAAUAGUCAUGUAAAUAAAUGUUCUCUUUCAAAUAUGCUUGUAUCUAUCUUUUAUUUGUCUUGAGCUCGUUUGAUUUCUGCCUCAUGAAACAGCUCUUACUAAGGACACUGUUGCAUGAGGUGUCGUGGAGAGCGUAAGAUUGAACGCUGGGAGAUCUGUGUUCGAGAACUGGCUCUGCUAGCCUGUGGGGAGACUUGGGCAAUGCAGUGGACCAUCUUGUGGGGACAUGAGUUCCCUGUUACCACGACUUCUCACGUGGGGCCGUGGGAGCUUGUCUCUGCAGCCAGCUUGUCUCGGAUCAAAUCCCGGCGCUGCUGCAGCCAGCUAGGUGACUUCGGUCGGGUUGGUCACCAUCUGUGUAUCUGGUGUUCUUAAUCUACAAGAUGUAGACUAUGAUAGUAUCUAUCUCAGAGGUUUUGUCAUGAGGAUGAUAAAAAUUAACACAUGAGCAGAGCUUGAAACCAUGCCUGACCCACAGGAUGCUCUGCCAGCAACGUCUGUAUCAUCAUCCCCUUUGAUGGGAGGGCUGAAGGGGAUAUGCUUGCGUCUACUGGAGAGUCUGUGUUGUCAGAAUGUGUUGAUACAUUUUACAUAUGCAGUACGUGAGCAUAUAUAUAUAUAUGCAUGUGUGUGUAUACAUGUAAAUAUAUAAUACUGUAAACGAAAGUUUCAUGAAAUACUACUCACCAUCUGUAUAUGCUUAUAUUUUAUAUCCUACUCUGUUUUGUUAAAUAAUAUCCCUGGUGUAACCUUCUCUGUUGAUUGCAUGACCCACUAAUGGAUGUAACCUGCAGUUUGAAAAAUUCAAGGUCCCUUUGAAUUCUAAGGUGGUCUGAUGCUUAUGUAAUGAAGCUCUCCCUCGGUAACACUGCCACUGUCAGACACAAAGUCUGUGUAGAACUAAUGAGUCACUGACACACACUUCACAAUUCUUACCAUGAUGUCAGUGUGACUUGUGUAAGUGCGUCUGCGACUGUAAAUACACCAAGUAAAUAGGUCUGUGCUUUUCCUUGAUGUUUCUUAGAGCUGGCGACAGAGUCAUCCUUUCCCAACCAGGAAUGCUCCCAUAUUAUUAAUUCUCCUGUGAAUGUAUUCUAUUUACUUAUUUUUGAAUUCAAAAAUACAUGAAAUCAUGAUUUUCCAUGGGUCCAGAAAUCAGCUGUCACAGUGUUGCGGGAUCUGUUGAUUGACUGGUGUUACAAGUGUCCUGCCUCUGUGCCAUCAGCCACAGUCUUUCUCCCUCGUGAAAACUGUACCUUGUUACCACUUGGUUCUCAGUAUUGCUCUCUACCAGUUCAGUGUUAUACGCCAUUCAGGGCUGUAAACCUU
This is a messenger RNA of Equus quagga, 5781 nucleotides long. RefSeq names its product trafficking protein particle complex subunit 11 (gene TRAPPC11). The transcript is spliced from 30 exons. The record is from RefSeq and is a predicted model, not a curated record. Lineage: Eukaryota; Metazoa; Chordata; Mammalia; Perissodactyla; Equidae. Bases 174 to 3575 code for a protein of 1133 amino acids.